CACUAGCACUUUAACACAUGGAUCAUUGUUUGUUUUUAUAUGCUAAUUACUGAAGGGUCACUUCCUGUGUGCAUUUGGGAGGGGAGGGUAUUUAUUCAGUGAAUUGUUUGGCACAUGUUUCACCUUGAGAAAGGUCCCAAAAGGGACCGAAACUUAACGUCGGUUACAUAUGCAAUAACACUUUUUCUACUUGCAAAAAAACCUGGUGUUGCUGGUCUUUUUUAUCUUUAUAUACUGGUCUUACCGAGCACCCAGGCAAAGGACUUGAAACGGAGUGCUGUCCACUACUAUAAGAUAUACAUUUCUUUGACGUGCACCCGUCUACAUAUUCAUUUUUGACAACCACUCACGCUCUCAAGAAUGGCUACAGGAGUCCAAAGCACUGAAGCAUUUACUAUGUUUACCAAGGAUGAUGUGAAUCGCAUCUUAUUUACUGAAACUUUUAAAGACACAUUUGGAGAUCUGGGGCCGAAGGAGUCCUUCCAUGAGCUGUUACGCCUACGGAAGAGGGAGGUGGAGUUGCACCUUCACGGUGUUUCACUGUCUGAAUAUUACCGGGAACGCAAGAUACCGCGUGGUUUUCGUAUAAAUAAUGCACCCACACUGGGACGCAGUAACCCGGAAUUUUGUGAUAAGUGGUGUGCCAUUCUGGAUAAAUGCUCGCUUGAGCUAAUGUUGCAUGUUAUUGAGGAAACGGGUCGUGAUCUACGCUCGGUGCGAAGUGAGAUCCUGCAGUUUGAAACCUCGCAUAUUCAUACAAUAUCGGCGGAUAGGGACAACGAUUGGCUUAAACGCCUACAGGACCAGGUGUCACAAUAUAAAUUUGAAAUACUUGCCUUUAAGAGAUCGAAGUUUAUGCGAGUGACACAGGACUACAAGGAUAAUACAGUCUAUCGGUGGCGUCAUGGAGGAAGGCAAGGCACGUAUAGGCGGAGACUACCAAUGCGCAGGGCACGCAAACCUCCUGGUUACGUCUCAAGCAGCGGUGAUUCUGAGGAGGACGCCGAUGCGUCUACACAGGCUGCAGCGGAUGCUUUUUUAUCUAUGGAAACACCGGCAAAUACCGCGCUAGAAAAAGGCAUCGCCGUGGAGGACGCAAACACGGCCAGAGGAAAAGGUCGGGGCAGACCUCCACGCUAUGGCGGACGGGGGACCAGGAACAGGCAAUAAUAAAUCUAUCGAGCCACCAGCUGACGGAUAUGGAGACGGCUGUACUGGCAAAAGGGGCAAUUGGGCAAAAUGCUGGAUGAAGCUGUUACACAAGGCUGGAUUACAGAGGAUCUGAGGAAUUUUCUAUACGUCAAGGAUCCGAACUGGCCAAUUGUUGCAACGGAUCCAGACUUGGGCAAACUGGUGAGUGAUGGUUUCUCUUUUGGCUAUAAACGUAGCAGGAACCU
Messenger RNA from Xenopus laevis (African clawed frog), 1397 nucleotides. RefSeq lists its product as uncharacterized. The record is from RefSeq and is a predicted model, not a curated record. The coding region runs from base 361 to 1170 and encodes 269 amino acids. Lineage: Eukaryota; Metazoa; Chordata; Amphibia; Anura; Pipidae. The transcript is spliced from 3 exons.